UCCUCCUCCAGCCUGGCCUGCCCCCAUUAUUCAGGCCAUGGCACGACACAGUCCUCGAGUAGGGACCGCGUGCAGACAGCCACUGGCCCAGCUCGCCGGGGCUCCAGAACGUGCCUGCGCCAACAUGGCCCCCAUCCCCUCCAGGUGAGUGCGGCUUCGUAAGGAAACAGCCGGCUGGCGGGGUUAGGCUGGCCCAGGCCCGGUCCCGGCCUUCUCUAAUCGCUGGAGCCCCGGCCAUCACACGCACCCACCCCCGGGGGCCCCAGGGGGAGGUCUCUCCUCUCCCCGCCCACUCUUUUGGAGCCAGGUAUGGGGUGCCUCGCCCAGCCACCAAGCGGUCCAAGCCCCUCACGUUUCCUGCUUACGUGCAGGAAAGCAGGAACCCAAACCCACAGCGACCUCCACCCCCUCCCCAGGGCUGGCGAGCGGGUGUGCGACGUGCCGGGCUGCGAGGUACCUCAUGGCAGCCUCCGCCCCAUGGCCUCCCGCUCUCGCCCCCGCCCCCGGGAAUCCCAUUGCGCCUGCGCACUUCCGCGGGGCUCUCCCUUCCAAACUUCCCCGCCCACAAGCUUCAGCCAAUCAGUUGCAAGGACUGCCCUGGGAUUUCUUCCCACCCCACUCCGGGCCCCGAACUGCACAUGGUGAUGUUUGUGUGGACGGCCCGCAAUGUUUGCUGGAGCCGGGCAGCGCCGUGAACGCCCCCCGGGACGCCUGCGGCCAGUCUCCCGUGCACCUGGCGGCGCAAGCCGGGCAUCCCUACUUUCUGCUCUGGCAGCUGCAGGCGGGGGCUGACCUCAAUCAACAGGAUGCGUUUGGAGAAGCUCCAAUACAUAAGGCAGCUAAAGUGGGGAGCUUGGAAUGCCUCAGUCUGCUUGUAGCCAGUGAUGCCCUAAUUGACUUACGCAACAAAAACGGGCAGACUGCAGAAGAUUUGGCAUGGUCUUGUGGAUUUCUGGAAUGUGCCAAAUUUCUCACAACAGUUAAACAUACACAGAGUAUGAAAUUAUGUGAACAGUCCAAACAUUCAUUCAACACUGACAAGCGUGGUUUGCUGCUUAAAAAUAAAAGAGCUUACAGAAAUGCAGACAACUCAAAUGGGAAGAAGCAGCGAUCAGAUGCAGGUCAUUUGUGUUAAAAUGGGAAGCUGACUGAAAAGAAGUUUGGAGCAGACCUUUAGACUGAUGAUCUCUUUCUGGGCCACAAGCUACUGGACUGAACCAUAAAAUGUUUUCAUCUUCUUCUAAGAAGGAGCA
Messenger RNA from Dromiciops gliroides (monito del monte), 1253 nucleotides. It is a transcript of the gene ANKRD37, whose product is annotated as ankyrin repeat domain 37. The transcript is spliced from 5 exons. The record is from RefSeq and is a predicted model, not a curated record. NCBI's taxonomy places the organism in Eukaryota, Metazoa, Chordata, Mammalia, Microbiotheria, Microbiotheriidae. Bases 461 to 1135 code for a protein of 224 amino acids. Gene Ontology annotation, molecular function: protein binding.